CAUCGUCAUUUUGUCGUGCGUGAACCCGAAACACUGAGAAGGAUGGAGGAAGAGGCACGCAGGCUUCUCGAGGAAGGAAUUAUAAAGAAACUGGUCAGUCCCGGCAGAGGAGAGCUGUCCACCUUUCCUGAUGGGACUAAGGUGGUCUUCCACUACCGCACCAGCCUGUGUGAUGGCACAUUGCUGGAUGACUCCAGAAACAUGGGCGGCCACAACAAACCCAUGGAGCUUAUUUUGGGCAAGAAGUUUAAACUAGCUGUGUGGGAGAGAGUGGUCAUCACCAUGAGAGCAGGUGAAAUUGCAGAAUUCACCUGUGAUCCUAAGCACACAGCACUGUACCCACUGGUGUCCCAGUCCCUGAGAAACAUCAGUGCUGGUAAGGACCCCCUGGAAGGCCAGCGGCACUGCUGUGGCAUUGCCCAGAUCCACUCCCACCAUUCUUUGGGGCACAAGGAUCUGGAGAGUCUUCAGGCCAAUCCACAGCCUCUUGUCUUCUCCAUCGAGCUUCUUGAGGUUCUGAUUCCAGGGUCGUUCCAGCUGGACGUGUGGGCUAUGUCGGACGAAGAAAAACUCAAACUCGUGCCUCAGAUUCACGAGGAGGGUAACAUGUUCUUUAAACAAGGCCAAAUUAAGGAAGCUACUGAGAAGUACUACAAUGGCAUUGCGUGCCUCAAAAACCUACAGAUGAAGGAACAUCCUGGAGAUGAAGCAUGGGUAAAGUUGGAUCUUAUGAUCACACCACUGCUCCUCAACUACUGCCAGUGCAAGUUACUCCAAGGCCAGUACUACGAAGUCAUAGAGCACUGCACGUCCUUGGUCUUCAGAUAUGAGGACAAUGUGAAGGCCUUCUACAAGCGAGCUAAGGCCCACGCCGCAGUGUGGAAUGAGAAAGAAGCACGAGCUGACUUUGCUAAGGUGUUGGAGUUGGACCCAUCUCUGGGGCCGUCUGUAGCCAAGGAGCUGAGGGCUAUGGAGGAGAGGAUUCGUUCUAAGGACAAGGAGGAUAAGGGUCGCUACAAAAGCCUAUUCGACUACAACACACCACCAGCCACUGCUACUACAGGUUGAACUUCUCAUUGGGUUGGAAACAAGUGGAUGCCUGUGAAUUUCAAGACAGAGGAGGAACUGUAGACUCUGCUGGUGUUUUGUUUUAUCCUUAAUGCACCCAAGUCAAACUCUGCCCCCAUGGAAACAUUGUCUUGUUGUUCAGUUGUACACUCAUACACACCCAUCAAUUAACCUCAGUAUAAUUUCCAUUCCUGCCAUAUUACUUUAAAAAGGCCCUCUCUUUUGUUGGAAAGUAAAUUAUUUGAUUGGUGGCUUUAGAUUAAAUUCCAAAUGCCAUAAUAAUCCACUGUGGUCUGACCCAUAACUCUAAAUUUGAGGUCUUAUGAAGCCUGUUAGGUUUCAGAAAUGUCAGAUUCUUUGUAAAUAACAUGCCGACGGUGACCCUUGGCUACAAUUUUCAAAGGAAUUGCGAAAGAUAUUUAUCUUUUGUUUGAUUUAACUUGUGGAAGCACUUGUGGAAGUCGUUAUACAGCCUUUAUAUAUCAACCAUCAAUUUGCUACCAUUAUUACUUAAUGCCUUUACUGUUGUAUUGCUUUGUCUGAAAUGUGAAAAGCUGUUUUAGCCCAACAAAGAAAACCAAACAAAUGUAAUUCUGCACAAAGAUUGUGACGUACUCAUGCACACCAUAGCCUUGCACUGUCAGAUCAUGCUUUCUCUCCUGGUCAAUAGUGUAAGCAGGAGACCACUGUCUCCCGGUCGAAGUGACUGGGAAACUAAGCUGACUGACAAUCAUUAGACUCAUGAAAUUGAAUUAUUUUAUUUCUCCUGUGUACUUAUUUGAUGUUAGAAAUAGCAGCAGUGUUCUGUGUCAAAAUGAACUUGUCUAAACCCUCAGUAUGUUCUUCACUUGCUGUUACACUUGCUUUGAAAGAAUUUAAUUCACGUGAAGCAGUUGCCGUUUAUCAAGUAAGAUGUCACGGAGGUCGUAAUCUUGUAAUUGAAAAUAAAUUUGUUUAUCCCAAA
Solea senegalensis (Senegalese sole) is the source of this 2032-nucleotide messenger RNA. RefSeq names its product aryl hydrocarbon receptor interacting protein (gene aip). The transcript has 7 exons. The coding region runs from base 43 to 1068 and encodes 341 amino acids. The record is from RefSeq and is a predicted model, not a curated record. Gene Ontology annotation, molecular function: protein binding; peptidyl-prolyl cis-trans isomerase activity. NCBI's taxonomy places the organism in Eukaryota, Metazoa, Chordata, Actinopteri, Pleuronectiformes, Soleidae.